Molecule: messenger RNA, 4720 nt
Organism: Rhinolophus ferrumequinum (greater horseshoe bat)
Lineage: Eukaryota; Metazoa; Chordata; Mammalia; Chiroptera; Rhinolophidae
Gene: TTL
Product: tubulin tyrosine ligase
Exons: 7
Coding region: 157-1290 (377 amino acids)
Biological process (GO): protein modification process
Source: RefSeq, a predicted model, not a curated record
GGGGGCGGGGUGCGGCGGGAGCGUGGGGCGGGGGCCUAUGCGCGGGGCAGGGACCCGGGUAGCCCGGCAGGGACGCCGGGACCUGGGCCUUUGCACUGCGCCGGCGGAUUCUACGCAGACCCGCUGGUCCCCGCGCCCGGCGCCGGCGGCCUCACCAUGUUCACCUUUGUGGUUCGCGACGAGAACAGCAGCGUCUACGCCGAGGUCUCCCGGCUGCUGGUUGCCUCUGGCCACUGGAAGAGGCUGCGGCGGGACAACCCCAGGUUCAACCUGAUGCUGGGGGAGCGGAACCGGCUGCCCUUCGGGAGACUGGGUCACGAGCCUGGGCUGCUGCAGUUGGUGAAUUACUACCGGGGGGCUGACAAACUGUGCCGCAAAGCCUCUCUGGUGAAGCUAAUCAAGACAAGCCCAGAACUGGUCGAGUCCUGCACGUGGUUCCCCGAGUCCUACGUGAUCUACCCCACCAACCUGAAGACCCCAGCUGCUCCUGCACAGAACGGGACCCACGUGCCCAUCUGUAACUCGAGGACAGAUGAGAGGGAAUUCUUCCUGGCAUCUUACAACAAAAAGAAGGAGGAUGGAGAGGGCAACGUUUGGAUUGCAAAGUCAUCUGCUGGGGCCAAAGGGGAAGGCAUUCUCAUCUCCUCAGAGGCCACGGAACUUCUGGACUUCAUAGACCGCCAAGGCCAGGUUCACGUGAUCCAGAAGUACUUAGAGCGCCCUCUGCUGCUGGAGCCAGGUCAUCGCAAGUUCGACAUUCGGAGCUGGGUCUUGCUGGAUCACCAGUAUAACAUCUACCUCUAUCGCGAGGGUGUGCUGCGGACUGCAUCAGAACCCUAUCAUGCCGAUAAUUUCCAAGACAAAACCUGCCACUUGACCAAUCACUGCAUUCAAAAGGAACACUCAAAGAACUAUGGGAAAUACGAAGAAGGGAACGAAAUGUUCUUUGACGAGUUCAGUCAGUACCUGACGGCUGCUUUGAACAUCACACUGGAGAAUACUAUCUUACUACAAAUCAAACACAUCAUAAGGAGCUGCCUCUCGAGUGUGGAGCCCGCCAUCAGCACACGACACCUCCCUUACCACAGCUUCCAGCUGUUUGGCUUCGACUUCAUGGUGGACGAGGAGCUGAAGGUCUGGCUCAUCGAGGUCAACGGCGCCCCCGCUUGUGCUCAGAAGCUCUACGCAGAACUGUGCCAGGGGAUCGUGGACGUGGCCAUCUCCAGCAUCUUCCCGCCCCCGGAUGCCGAGCAGCAGCAGAGCCAGCCGACUGCCUUUGUCAGGCUGUGACCGAGGGCCGAGUGCGGGGUCCUGCUCCAGGGGAAGCCAAGCGAGAAAGAGGCAGCAGGCAAAGACGCAAUGGAGGAGAAAGCAUGACAGCGGAGGUGACUCCCCAGAGCCGCAGCUCAGGGCCCCCGAGGGGAGAACUAAAUGCUCUUCUCAGGGGAAGACACUGGGAUUUGGUUGUUUUAUGCUCCCAUCAUUUAAAGAAUCGAGCUUCCGUCCUAAGGCAGCCAUGGGAGCCAUGCUGCUCCUCCCCGGGGACUGUUGGACCUUUGGUGUCCCCACCUGCUGCAGCCUUCGUGCCUUAGCUCUGUGCCCGCCGCCACCUUCUGUCUGCAUGGGGAUUGGAUGCUACCGUGUUGCGGAGUUGCCGGUGUGACCCUGCCCGUCCCCCCAUGACACUCUGGACAGGCAUGCGCCGGCAGCCCUGGGUUUCUUGGCCUCGUGGGGCAGGGCCUUCUCCUGUCUCCAUUCCUGAGCCUUUAGGUCAGUCCCGUCAGGUUGGUGUGGGCCAGGCACCAACACAGCAAACGCUGUUCUCUGCAUGUUUUAAAAACCAAGCAGCACGUUGGCCACAGCCCGUUAGCAUCAAAUUAGCAUGAGAGAGAAAACAUGAUGUCUUGCUUUACUCAGUAGUGGGUGCCUUGGGAUAUGAUGCUUUCAGUCACCUUAGUUGUAAUCAGAAUCCACAGCAUUUUUGCAGAGUUCCCUGUAUUCACGAUUUUCGUUUUCACUUUUGUGAAAACCUCUCUUGGGGUCAGAAAGUAGAAUUCCUGGCCCCGGGGUGGCACCGCCCCAGGACAGGGAGUCCCUGCCACUCACUCUCCGCGCUCGCCACGUAUCUCUGCUGAGGUUGGAGGGCGGGUUCUGUUCUAGUGAGCGGCCUCUGUCCCGGAGACAGGCUCUCCCCAGACAGAAAAGUUGGGGUUCCAGAGCUCCACAUAGCCUCUCAUGGGCCAACAGAAGUGUCCCAUUUGGUGUGAUUUCCACUCCCCAGCUUGAGUAGUAUGCUGCAGACUUUUCAGGAGGCCACGUCACCAGCAGUGGGAAGGACAGGUGCCACUUGUGCUGGCUGAGCUGAGGGAGCGUGCCCUUCCCAGGCAGUGUGGCCGUCAGAGCAGACCCCUAGACCAGGCACCUCCACACUAGAACGUGGUGCAUGUGCCCUUCCUGCAUACGUGUACUCAUUAUUCAUUCUACUCACACGAAAAGGCAGUCCUGUACUUGGGAAAAUGUUUUUAAAAGGAGAAGGAAAAACAACAGCUCCUCAAACAUGAUGGGAAGUGGGAGCUUACAGUGAAAAUGGAAUGAUAAAAAUAUAAUAGAUGCAGCAAUCAGUGUAGCAUGUGAAAGUGUGACAGCAGGGUGAAGGGGACAAAGGCCCAGCUAGUUGACUCACGUGGAGAUUUGCAAUUACAAAACCAAGUCCUGGUUUUUACCCAGAGUCUAGAUCACAAAUUUGCAUGCAGAGCGGAGUGGAACAGUCAGUGGUAAAAGUCACUCCUGAAGGCCCAGUGAGCUGCCAGGUUGGCGUUUAGGGACGUGUAUGUAGGUCGUGGCCAGUUGCACACCCACUUAGAGAGUGUGGAGUAUUGGGUCCUUGGGAUGUCUACGUGGGCUGGUAAUGGGGAAAGUGUGGAGGUUUUUAUAGUGCUGUGACACGUGAAGGCAGGUAUGUCAUGAUCUUUGGGACCUAAUCUACAGGGACACUCAGGAGUUCUCCAGCUGCUAAGCGACAGAGCUAAGAGUUCAGAGAUGUUAGGAAGUCUAUGGGUCUUGAUGGAUUUUCUAAGCCUGAAUCAAUAGCAUAUAUGUGAGGGAAGUGAGGCUCCAGUAGGAAGUGAUGCUUCAUUCAUUCCUCACGUGGUUCCAAAUAAGUGUUUAUUUUAUGAGUUUAUUUCCGAUCGGGGGUGCUUGGCUCAGAACUGUUCCAUACUCUUCCGUGUCCUUGCAGUGAUGGUCCUGCCCGGCUGCCCAGUCAGUCCUUCUGCAUGUGUCCGUGUUCGUGUCGCCAGUUGCUGGGAGGAGGUAUUCCUCAUUGGAGAUGCCCCUCCAGUCUUGGCUCUAUCCUUGGCCACUCAGUGGCAGACAGGCCGUAACCUCUCUGUGCCUUCGCUUCUUGUCUCACGGGAGGGAUCACUGCCUGACCCAGGACUACCUCACAGGCUUUAGCGAGCACAGGGGAGGUUAGGAAGACUCAAGGACCGUCAGUACCAAGGUGCCCAGUGCUGUGUGCUGGGAUCACUUGGGACGCGUCUCGCAGUGCUGGUGUCCACAUUGUCCCCCUCCCCCACCUUGACAAUUAACUGGAACCUCAGGCAUCAGUGUGCAUAGAGGUGCCUUGAACCGUAGAAUAGAAUAGAAGGGAGAACAAACACAUUACUAUUACCUUGGGAGAAUCAAAUAAGGCCUAGGGCUUUUGGAAGGACAGGCUUCUCUUUAAGAAUGACCAGAUGUUGACACAGGUACUUAUGCGACUAGAAAGUGCCGUCUAAGCAGCUUCUCUCUUUGCUUCAUGUCAAACAGCCUUUGUCUAUUUACAGUCUGGGAAGCCUUGGCAACAAGUGUAAACAGACGGGGGCUUAUCAAUCUGCUAACUACAUGUUAAGGUUACUACUUCCUGAGAGAAAAGCCCCUGUCCUCACACUAACUCCUAGGGGAUUACGAACUCCACUCUGCCCAGAACAUUCAAGUGCCUCAGUGCCUGAUGCGGUGGAGCAGGUGCUGGCAUACUUACCAGCCGACACGCUAUCCCCCUUGCGCCCUGGACAGCUGUCACAGACGUGGGAGACGUGGUUGUGCUGGGACGGUCCGGGAUGCACAGAACCACAGCACAGUGAAGCUACAGAGUGUAUUUCAUGAGCAGUUGUGGUUGUGUCAAGCAGAGUGGACCCAGCCCUCUUGUGGGUGUGGUGGGGACUCCACUAGAGAAGUCAGGCACCAGGGUGGCCCCCACAGCAUGUUCUGCUUUAAAGGAAUCAGUGGUGCCCUUGGCUCUGAUCCUGGACACAAGCUCUGUACCUAGGAAGACAUGACUUCUGAAAAACGGCGAUCUUAUGAAUGUUUAAAAUGCCUGGGGCAUUAAAGUAAUAAUAUUUCAAAUGUUUUUGUCCCCUAAGGUCUCAUAGUCUUAUUGUGGGUGUUGAUUGUCCUAGGACUCACUGGUGGGUUGAAUCCAUGAUUCUGUUACCCAGCCACAGGCAGACUUUCUGUAAAGGGCCAGACAGUAAAUAUUCUAGACUUUGUAAGCCAUGUGGGGUCUCUGUUGCAGUUUCUUCUUUGUCUCUUCCCCAACUCUUAGAAAAUAUACAAAACAUCCUUAGCACAUAGGCCAUACAAAAACAGGCCAGAAGUGGCCGUCACUGGCUGAACCCAGCAUGUCAUUCAAUACAUAAGUCAACAGAUUGUCCCUCCUAACUGAGACUUCCAUAGGAGG